Molecule: messenger RNA, 2987 nt
Organism: Drosophila rhopaloa
Lineage: Eukaryota; Metazoa; Arthropoda; Insecta; Diptera; Drosophilidae
Product: homeobox protein Hmx
Exons: 5
Coding region: 360-2354 (664 amino acids)
Biological process (GO): anatomical structure development; regulation of transcription by RNA polymerase II
Molecular function (GO): DNA-binding transcription factor activity, RNA polymerase II-specific; RNA polymerase II cis-regulatory region sequence-specific DNA binding
Source: RefSeq, a predicted model, not a curated record
UUCGCGUGAACAACGUUUCAACGGAGCGCAGUGUUCGGAAAAUUUCAAAAAAAAAAUUCUGAUAAAAAAACAGUAACGUUCUCUAACUGUUUCUGCCGGGAUCGGCUUGUGUGUGUGUGUGUUUGUGUGUGAGUAAGCAGCACGCUAUGAAUCCAAUUGACCGCAUUGCGUUUCCAUUUCCGUUUCCGCUUGAACUCGCGUUCUCUAUAAUCGAUACUUCUGCCUUGGAUGUACGACAUCUGUGACUGUGAUUGUGACUGUUUUUUGUGCUCCACUUGCUGGAAAAAUAAUACCCACUAUAACAAAUAAAAUUUAAUAACAAUAAAUAAAGGCGAAAUUGAUUAGAGCGAUUCAUAGACAUGUUGAUUGAGCCGACUUUAAACCGUGACCUUGGCUCGCUUACUGUCGCUAAUUCUGGCCUCUCGGCCGCGCACUGGAAAAUGGAGCCCCAUCCCCAACGCAUCACAUCGCUGGCCCCUCACGCUUCCAGUGUAGCGGCGGCAUCCGUGGCAGCAGCAGCAGCAGCGGCGGCGGCAGCGGCAGCAGCGGCGGGAGCGGGAUCUGGAGCGGGAACGGGGGCCUCGACAUCGCCCACAUCUGUGCAAAUACCGCCCGGCUUUGGCGGCGCCUCUGGAGUUCCACCGGGAGCAGGCGGACCGGCGGGGAGCACCCUCAACACCCUGAUGUCGCAACAUCGCCUCCUGGAAUUCUCCCGAUUCGGAGGACUGCGCGGUUACGACAUCGCCCAGCACAUGCUAACGCAGCAGGGUGCUGUCUCCAAGUUGCUAGGCUCGCUGCGACCACCGGGCUUAAUUGGUGGCUCAAAGCCCAAGGUGGCCACGCCGACGGUCGUCUCCAAGAUCGAGCAGUACAAGCGCGAGAAUCCGACGAUCUUCGCCUGGGAGAUACGCGAACGCCUGAUCUCAGAGGGUGUCUGCACCAAUGCCACCGCUCCCUCGGUGAGCAGCAUCAAUCGCAUCCUGCGCAACCGAGCCGCCGAGCGGGUGGCCACCGAGUUUGCCCGCACCGCCGCCUACGGCCUGUAUCCGCCACCCCCGCACCCUUAUGGCAGCUUCACCUGGCAUCCGGCUGGAAAUGUGCCGGGUGGCCAGGGUGUGGUGCCCCCGCCGCCGCCUCCAUCCGCCCUGUGGUCCGUGGCCGCUCCCACGCUGGCCAAUCUGCCGCCCAGUGCCGCCAGUGCGGUGUCAGCAGGGCCCACUUGUGGAUCCCUGAGUUCGGCUCAUCUUAUGUCUGGUGGUGCAGGCGGUGGUGGUGGUGGACCCUCCAAUCGGGCCAUCUCACCUGGCUCGGGCAGCCACGAUACCUUGGAAUCGGCCGACGAGAACAGGCACAUAGACUCCGAUUACCUGGACGACGAUGAUGAGCCAAAGUUCAGGCGGAACAGGACCACCUUCAGUCCGGAGCAGUUGGAGGAGCUGGAGAAGGAGUUCGACAAGAGCCAUUAUCCUUGUGUGAGCACCAGGGAGAGGCUCUCCAGUCGCACCAGCUUGAGUGAGGCGCGUGUACAGGUUUGGUUUUCCAAUCGGCGGGCUAAAUGGCGUCGCCACCAGCGCAUGAAUCUCCUGAAGCGCCAGCGCUCCAGUCCCGCCAAUCCGCUGCACUCGCAGCAGUCGAACGAUGCGCCGGCCGGUUCGCCCACGCCCAGUAAUCACAGUAGUGCCUCCACCUCCGCUCCAGUGGCUCCGGUUCCGCCUCCCCAGCAACCGAUGCCCCUGUGCGGGGAUCACUCGCCGCAGGCUCCUCCGCCUGCGGUCAUGCUGCACCCCCUGCACGGACCUCCUGGUGGCCACCAUCACCAUCAUCCCCUGCACCUGCCCACGCAUCCGGCGGCCCUGCAACUCCUGAGUCACUACCACCAGCAGCAGCAGCAGCAGCAACAGCAACAGCAACAGCAACAGCAACAUCAGCAACAGCAGCAACUCUCACCCACUGGAUGCAAUCCGGCCGCCAGUCACCUGUCCAUGGGAGGCGAGAGGAGUGCCUUCAGGAGUCUGGUGAGCUCUCCCUCGGCGGCUGCCUUCCUGGGAUUGGCCAGGCAAUAUGCAGUGGCAGCCUCGCUAACGGUGGCCGAGGAGCAACGCUCCAGAUUGCACUACUCCGCGGGGGGACUAACCCCAACUGGCGGCGAGGGAACUGGCGCAGGACUCACUGGCGGCUCAACCAUGACGGUGGACAACUCGUCAUCCGACUCGGAUGAGGAGAUCAACGUGCACGACGAUUCGGAUGGUGAAAUCGAGUCGCCGGCGGCGGCGGCAAAGGUGGCCCGCCUGUCAUCCUCCGAUGCGCCGGCAAUACCGGCUACAUUGCAAUUCCUAAAGCAUGACCACCGCUAGGCGGCGACAUCUAAUUGAAAACUUGAGUUGUGCGCGCCUCUGUGAUUGACAGCAGCAACAGCAACAGUAAUAGCAACAGCAACAGCAACAGCAACUACUGAUUCAAAUUGCAAUUGUAGGGGAUUUGGUGGACUGAAACACGAGAUGCGAAUAUAUACUAUUGUGGGCAAACAAAUCGAAAACCAAAGUUAAAAUGCUGCUCACCUACUUGGCUGCGGUUCGGGGUCGCUGGAAAAGCAGCACGAGCAACAGCAACAAUAAUGGGCGGCUUAAGAUUAGCUGAAAUUGUAACUAAUACUACGAGUACGAACACGCUUGUCCCAUUUAAAUGCACAUAUAUCUAUUGUAUACCCCCCAGUUAUGCAUAAUUACUAUACUUGUUCAUUCGCCGGCUGCCGACUUACCUCAUCACCAUUUAAGGCUAUAGCAUAUGCAAUAUAUAUCUCUAUGUAACUCUAACUUUAAAUAGUCCUACUGUUUAGCAUUAAGCCAUCUAUUUAUGAAUGCGUAUUACGUACGAAUUAUUUUGGUUGCGUUUGAACUGAUAUUUUGUAGAGUAAGUGUUUUUGGCUCAAAUCGAAAGGCAACCCAAAACUCCACUGAGUGAGAAACCAAUAAAAAGUGCAACAAAUA